This is a messenger RNA of Neoarius graeffei (lesser salmon catfish), 4115 nucleotides long. RefSeq names its product phosphoenolpyruvate carboxykinase 2 (mitochondrial) (gene pck2). Gene Ontology annotation, cellular component: cytosol; mitochondrion. Gene Ontology annotation, molecular function: phosphoenolpyruvate carboxykinase (GTP) activity; manganese ion binding; GTP binding. Gene Ontology annotation, biological process: gluconeogenesis; hepatocyte differentiation; response to starvation. The record is from RefSeq and is a predicted model, not a curated record. The transcript is spliced from 10 exons. NCBI's taxonomy places the organism in Eukaryota, Metazoa, Chordata, Actinopteri, Siluriformes, Ariidae. The coding region runs from base 716 to 2623 and encodes 635 amino acids.
GCGCUUGCGUCAGCCGGCGCGCUUCAGCCGGUUUGUCUGUGGAGGAGGAAGUGGAUCCGGACUCCGCUCUGCCGCGCGCGCCUGCAGCCGCUCGCACGCGCCCGGAGAAGUGAGGAGGGAGCGCGAGCUUGUGAACUUUUGCCCGAGACCUGACAGCACGCGAGGAGGUAGUGAGUGAGUGAGGUAGUGAAUCAGUGAGUGAGUGAGAUAGUGAGGUAGUGAGUGAGUGAGGUAGUGAGUGAGGUAGUGAGGUAGUGAAUCAGUGAGUGAGGUAGUGAGUGAGUGAGGUAGUUAGUGAGUGAGGUAGUGAAUCAGUGAGUGAGUGAGAUAGUGAGGUAGUGAGUGAGUGAGGUAGUGAGUGAGGUAGUGAGGUAGUGAAUCAGUGAGUGAGGUAGUGAGUGAGUGAGGUAGUUAGUGAGUGAGUGAGUGAGGAAGGGGGGGAGGGAGGUAGUGAGUGAGGUAGUGAGUGAGUGGGUCAGAUCCGGAGUGAGUGAGCAGCUUGGACUCGACUACGUGUGUUAUUGCAGGUGUGCAGAGUGCAAGGGUCUCUCACCGUUUGGACUUGUGUCCCAGGGCACCACACACACACGCUCACACACACACACACGCUCACACACACAUAUGAGAGAGAAGAUCAACUUCGGAUCCACAGCUCGAGCUUCCAACUGUUGAUGAGGUUGUGGUCGAUGUGCUGGGAGAGUUUCACCCUCUGAUCAUGUCGUGUCUGCUGGUGGGGAGUCUGAGAAGGUGGGAUGUUUUGGGUGCCGCAGUCGGGGUCCGCUCACUGGCCUCCGUCCCGUCUCUCCCCAAAGCUGUGGCUGAGUUCGUGUCCGGCACUGUGGCUGAGUGCAAACCCGCGAAAGUGCAUGUGGUCACCGGUACGCCUGAGGAGACCGCAGACAUUCUGGCUGGCCUGGAAAAAGAUGGCAUGGUGAAAAAAUUGCCCAAGUAUUUGAACUGCUGGCUGGCUCGUACAGAUCCGAAAGACGUGGCUCGUGUGGAGAGCAAGACGGUGAUCGUCACUAAGCAUCAGAGAGACACAAUUCCCAUUCCCAGCAACGGCGUGAAGAGUCAACUCGGGAGCUGGAUGAGCGAGAAUGACUUCCAGAAAGCCAGAGAGGAUCGAUUCCCUGCCAGCAUGUCAGGUCGGACGAUGUACGUGAUCCCGUUCAGCAUGGGUCCAGUGAACUCCUCUCUCGCAAAGUUUGGCGUUCAGGUGACGGAUUCACCGUACGUCGUGGCCAGCAUGGGAAUAAUGACCCGCAUGGGCACGCCUGUCCUGGAGAAACUCGCAGAGGGUGCGGAGUUUGUUCGCUGCCAGCACUCAUUAGGUCGACCUCUUCCGCUUAAAGCUCCACUGAUAAACCAGUGGCCUUGUAAUCCAGACAAGGUGCUGAUCUCACAUCUCCCAGACAGCAGGCAGAUCCUGUCUUUCGGAAGUGGUUACGGUGGGAAUUCACUCCUGGGAAAGAAGUGUUUUGCGCUCCGUAUUGCUUCUCGUAUUGCCAAAGAUGAAGGCUGGCUCGCUGAACAUAUGCUGAUUCUGGGAAUCACAAAUCCUCAGGGUGUGAAGCGGUACAUUGCAGCAGCUUUCCCAAGUGCCUGUGGGAAAACCAACCUGGCCAUGAUGAAACCAACACUACCAGGCUGGAAGGUGGAGUGUGUCGGAGACGAUAUUGCCUGGAUGAAGUUCGACAGUCAGGGUAAACUCAGAGCUAUUAACCCAGAGAACGGGUUCUUCGGUGUGGCCCCUGGUACCUCUCUGAAGACAAACCCUUAUGCCAUGGAGACCAUUUCGAGGAACACAAUAUUCACAAAUGUGGGUGAGACGAGUGAUGGUGGCAUUUGGUGGGAGGGUCUCGAACCGCCGGCACCUGGCAUCUCUCUGACUGACUGGCUUGGAAAUUUAUGGAAGCCUGGUGAUUCGAAACCGUGUGCACACCCGAACUCGAGGUUCUGUGCCCCCGCGGCCCAGUGUCCCAUCAUGGACCCCAUGUGGGAGAGUGACGAAGGCGUGCCAAUUGACGCCAUCAUAUUUGGCGGCCGGAGACCAGAAGGAGUGCCCCUGGUAUAUGAAUCAUUUAACUGGCGACAUGGAGUGUUCGUUGGUGCUGCCAUGAGAUCGGAAUCGACAGCAGCUGCAGAACAUAAAGGUAAAGUCGUCAUGCACGACCCCUUCGCUAUGCGUCCGUUCUUCGGUUACAACUUUGGUGACUACCUGAGCCACUGGCUGAGCAUGGAGACAAGGAAGGCGCCCACACAGCUCCCCAAGAUCUUCCACGUCAACUGGUUCCGCAAAGAUCCGCAGACCAAGUCCUUCCUGUGGCCCGGUUUUGGAGAGAAUUCCCGAGUGCUCGAGUGGAUCUUCCGCCGCUGCGGACGCACCAGCGAAGACGAGGCAGCCAGAAAGAGCAUUAUCGGAUGGUUGCCUCAAGAGGGCGAAAUCAACACACAAGGUCUGGGCCAGAAAGUCGAUAUGAAGGCGCUCUUUGAUGUUCCUAAACCUUUCUGGCAAAAAGAAGCCCAAGAAAUAAGAGCCUACUUUACACAGCAGGUUGGCGCUGACCUACCUGAGCAACUUGGGGCGGAGCUACGGGCGCUCGAGGAGAGAGUUCGGGAUUGAAGGACAUGAUGUUUUAAAAUACACUACUUUUUAAACGUUUGCUAUAUUGUGAAGGACGUUCUGAGCAGGAGUUGGGGAAAUCAACAAUCGUUUAAGCUACAAUCUUCAGUCCUGCAAUAAUAAUAAUAAUAAUAAUAAUAAUAAAGUAGUUGGUGAGAGAGGACAUGAAAGUGGCAGAGAAGGAUGUGGAAGACAGGGAGCAAUGGAGACGAAAGAUCUGCUGUGGCGACCCCUGAUCAGGAGCACCCAAAAUAAUAAUAAUACACCAGCCUAAUAAGCCUAAGUUAGUGACUGUAACUCCAUAUUGUCUUUUCGGGUUACGAUAAAAAUGAUCAACUGAAGGCUCCUCUCGUCUGACUUGUCUUUGUGUUUCGACAAAUGACUGUAAAAUACAUCGACGGUGUAGCUCCGUGUUUUCCCGUUCCAUCGAAAUUAAGCCAAAAUUCCUCCGCCAUGUCAAAUUUCGAGCCAGACUUUGUGCAUUAAGGUAAUUCUGCUGCUUUCUGGAACUAACGUCUGCACAGUAGAGACGAAAGUUGAAGUCAGGAACAUUUACUUAUUUGCUAGGCCCGCCCCCUUCUCCCAAUUCUUUGUUUGCAAUAGACAUCACUUCCGGUUGUGAUCCACUUCAUUAUGGAUCCAGAUUUCCAGCUGACGGGCAGGCAUCACAUUUGUUUUCAGUCGCUUUGCAGUAGUUUCUUCAAAUCAAAUCGAGAAAAAGACAAAAGGUAUUCGAGGAUACCAAAAGAAGUCGUGCACAAGGGCGAAAGAACGAAAAGCAUCUCAAAACGACGCCGUGAGAAAUGGUUCGCCAUCCGUUCACUGUGUUCUGUCAUGGUCCUACCUGUGGGCUUCUCUCUUCAGGUAACAUCUCCACUCAGCAUUACCGGCCACGCCCGCACUCACUUCCUCUUAUUAACUUUCAGUGACUGUCAUUGGCUGUUGCCGAUCACCUGCUUCCCCUUGGGUGUAUUUAAGCUGCAGUUCUCCCUAGCCUCAGUGUCAGAUCGUCUGCAACUCUCAGCCUGAUAACCUGCUCUGUGUUCCUACUACUCUGACUCCUGAAAUUGUUCUGUUCCGUUUGACUCUGUCUGCUCUCCAGCCCCGGUACCCUGACCUGCCUUCUGUUCCGUUUGACUCUCUGCUCUCCAGCCCCGGUAACCUGAUCUGCCUUCUGUCCCCUAUCUUGCUUCCUGAUUUGUGACUGUGUUCCAGUUUGCUCUCUAACUCCUGCCUGCUGAGGGACUGCACGCUUGGAGACUGCCUGAAACCCAAGUUCUGUCAGCCUACAGCCACAGCUCUCUGACUACGCCAGAUCCCGUCAGAUCUCAGAAGCUAAGCAGGGUCGGGCCUGGCCAGUACUUGGAUGGGAGACCUCAGACGUCACCACCAGCCAUCCCUGCCUCUCAGUUCUCCUGCCUCUGGACUUCAUCCACACACAUUCUCCCAACUCCGUUUUCCCCUAUUAUUAAUAAACUGUGGUUUGAGCGCA